AGAGAGAGAGAGAAGUCAUGCAGAGGAACAGCUCCUGACUUGUUAUAACUUUUUGGUUGUUAAGAGCGAGAUUGACACGAUUCAAUUAGCAAAAAUGUAUAGGUAAUCAAAUUGUACAACUGAAGAUCAACACAGGAGGAAAAGAUUGAGAGAGAACCACACUACUGCCUGGCAUGCAGCUGUAACCAGGCAUUUCAGCUAUACCACGAAGAAAGGCAUCUGCAAGGGAAGGCAAAUCCACAUUUUUGAGGACAGCGAUAAGGACCAGGAAAACAGGUUUCUGACGGUAAAUAUGUAUCAGAACGGCACUGUCAUGGUCCAGGGCAGUGAGGCUGCACUCAGCUCUGUUGUGCAGGACUUCCCCACCCUAACGAAGAUAGCGGAAAGCAACAAAGAAAAGGACAGCACCCCGACCUCUCCCCUCACCUCAGGCACCCCAACAGCAGGACCAUCCUCCCCCCUGCCUGCCUACAACCACCAGAGCCAAGACCACACCACCAUCAGCCUGUUGAGAGACAGGCUGGCUGUGAUAGAGGUAUGGGUUACUGAGCUGAAGGAGCAGCCCCUCAGCUACACCACCACCAGCCCAGACACAGAGCUUCUACAGGACCAGAUCAACCAGUGCAGGACCCAGCUGAAGAACUCUGUCCAGGAGCUGAGAGAGAGCCUUACCACAGCUCUUGAGGAGGUAAAGGCCACCAUGAGGAGAGAGCUGGUGCAGGUAAAGGAGGAGAUGGCAAAGGAGUUGUCUGGCAUCAAGAGGGUGCUGCAGCACAGAGAGCAGACUGUAGAGACUCCUAGAGAGAAGCUGCAGCCCCCCACCACCCCUAACAACCCCACCACCCCUAACACCCCCACUGACCCACCUUUACCCACAACCCCCCCCCAUACCGACAACACUUUACCCACACCCCCAGUCAACAAGAAGGCUCACAUGGAAACACCUACUACAGAGAGAAGCUCUCUGGCCCCCCCUGACACACCCCCACACGCCCCUCCAUGUACACAGGCCCUGUGUACUCCAGCCCCAGACCGUAAACGCAAUAAUCUGGUAAAACCCGCUGAGGUGGCCAUCCUCAUUGACUCAAAUGGGAAAUUCCUCCAAGAAGAUAAACUCUUCCCACAACACAAGGUGCGCAAAAUAUGUUGCCCAAAAACACAGGAUGCACUCCACAUCCUGUCCCAGCCUGACUUUGGCACACCAGGCAACAUUAUUAUUCACACCGGCACCAACAACCUGCGAGAGGAGCAGGAGAGAGUAGGCAGCCUGGUCAACAGAAUAGCAGAGAGGGCCUCUGAGCGGUUCCCCAACUCCCACAUCACCAUCUCCACUCUGCUGCCCCGCAAAGACUUUCAUCCCCAUACCAUUCAGAAAGUCAACGCUGACAUCACCAAAGGGUGUGGCCUACUCCCGAACGUACACGUUGCUCACCACCCAACAAUCACCCCAGAGCAUCUGCACGACCACUCCCAUCUGAGGAAACAGACAUUAGGGAUGUUUACCAAGUCUCUAAAGGACGUGGCACUUGGUAGACAAACACCUCAUGCCGUAUUGGACAGAGGACCACCCAGAGACCCCUACCAGACCACUGCACCAACAAGGAGCCCCAGGCCCCUUCAACACCACACCAGACCCAGCGCACCCCACAGGCCCCACCCACCACCAGACCAUCACCACUUCCAUCGGCUUAGCCAGACCGGACCGGGCCCAGCCUACUACCCCGCAUCAGACCACCACCCCUACCAGACCAGAGAGGAAGCCCCACGGCCCAGACCUGGUCCCCCUCCACUCCACAGGGCCCAACAGCAGGACCAGCGCAGCUACGCAGAGGUCGUCAGAGGACAGGAGAACCUUGUAGGAUUAAGUGAGAUUAAACAGCUCCUCCAAUACAUCUGCACUAAACUGCACUAAACACACACACACACACACACACACACACACACACACACACACACACACACACACACACACACACACACACACACACACACACACACACACACACACACCUAUUGUACUCAAAUGUACUUGUUCAAUGAAUAGGAAUGUUUAUAUAUAUAACAGAAAGAAUGUUAGCUGUCAUCCUGUUUAUCUCGCUCUUAACAACUUAAUAGUUAGUAGUCACAAUAUUUCUGACUGCUAUUCUUUCUUUUGUAACAUGAAAUCGCUAUCAGUUAGCAUGUGGAACAUUCAGGGCCUAAACUCAUCAACCUUUGGACUGAAGAGUUUAGCACUGGAGUUCAACAAAAACCUUAAAGAUGUUGAUGUCAUCAUUCUGCAGGAGACAUGGUGUAAGGCUGACAUUGUCACUCACUGUCCCACAGGUUACAGAGAGGUAAUUGUACCGUCACAGAAACACAGCUCUGUCAAUAGAGGCAGAGACUCUGGAGGACUGAUCAUUUGGUACAAAUCCGAACUACAACAUCUAAUUGACCCCCUCAAAAUUGGCAAAUAUCACAUUUGGGUAAAACUGAAAAAAGAACUUGUACUGACAGAAAAAGAUGUGUUCCUUUGCGCAAUUUAUAUCCCCCCCUCAGAAUCCCCAUAUUACUCAGAGGAGAUCUUCCCCACCCUUGAGGAAGAGACGUGCCAUUUCCAGGCCCAGGGAAAUGUGCUCAUCUGUGGGGACACAAAUGCGCGCACAGGAACACUACCUGAUCUAACGAGCACACGAGGGGACAGCUUUAUUACAGGCCAUACUGUUUCUAACUGCCUUAAUCUCCCCCAUAGAAACAACAGUGACAGCACCGUCAACAAAAACGGAAGGGAUCUUUUGCAGCUCUGUAGAAGCCUGGGUCUGUACUUUGUCAAUGGUAGGUUACGGGGGGACUCUUUGGGGAGAUUCACCUACUGCUCACCUCUUGGCCACAGUACAGUAGACUAUAUGAUCACAGACAUUGACCCUUUCUCUCUCAGCUCAUUCACUGUCAAGCCACUAACACCUCUGUCUGAUCACAGCCAAAUUACAUUGUUCCUCAAAAGAACAGACAUGGAAACAACCACACAUUCACAGCCCAGUAAGCUGUACAACAUCAGACAUUCAUACAGAUGGGCCCAAAACAGCACAGAAGAAUACCAGAAAGCAACCUGGAACCAAAAUAUCGAAACACUCUUAGAUAACUUUCUGGAUACCACAUUCACUCACAGUAAAGAAGGCAUCAAUCUAGCAGUACAAAACAUCAACUAUAUAUUCAGGCAAACGGCAAAAGAAGCACAAUUGAAAUUGAUAAAAAACAAAACAAAAAAGAUCACAGAUGACAACUGGUUUGAUGCAGAUUGUAAAAUUAUAAGAAAAAAAAUUAGAACACUAUCCAACCAAAAGCACAGAGACCCAAAUAAUGGUGAAUUACGCCUUCAUUACUGUGAGACUUUAAAACUCUAUAAACGUACACUCAGAACCAAAAAAGCCCAGUACAACAGAAAGCAGCUGAUGCUAAUUGAGGAGUCCAUAAACACAAACAACUUCUGGCAAAAUUGGAAAAAAUUAAAGAAAUCUAAACAAGAGGAAUUAGCGAUACAAAAUGGUGACAUAUGGACAACCCAUUUUAAAACACUCUACAACACCGUUCAAAUUGACACAA
This is a messenger RNA of Salvelinus fontinalis (brook trout), 3582 nucleotides long. Its product is annotated as bromodomain-containing protein 4-like. The transcript has 2 exons. The record is from RefSeq and is a predicted model, not a curated record. NCBI's taxonomy places the organism in Eukaryota, Metazoa, Chordata, Actinopteri, Salmoniformes, Salmonidae. The coding region runs from base 293 to 1912 and encodes 539 amino acids.